Molecule: messenger RNA, 1479 nt
Organism: Fonsecaea erecta
Lineage: Eukaryota; Fungi; Ascomycota; Eurotiomycetes; Chaetothyriales; Herpotrichiellaceae
Exons: 5
Coding region: 1-1479 (492 amino acids)
Biological process (GO): transmembrane transport
Molecular function (GO): transmembrane transporter activity
Source: RefSeq, a predicted model, not a curated record
AUGGGCACAGACAUCGCACCCGAAUCUCCAGAGUUCCCGGAUGGACCGCAUCCGCCCGAUGCGCUGAGAUGGACGGACGAGCAUGACCCAGAGAACCCGUUCAACUGGCCAGCUACCAAGCGUUGGGGGGUGGUGGGUUUGGCGUGCUAUGUAACUUUUAUUGUUGGAUGGAAUGCCACGGCAGUCUCGGGAGCAGCGAUAGAGAUUGGCGAAUACUUCGGCGUCAGUGAUGAGAGCUUUCCCAAUUCAUUUUGGCCCGUCACAUCAUGGACGACUGGUGCCGCUAUGGCGCCCAUGAUCGUGCUGCCCAUUAUGGAGGAUUUUGGCGUCCGGCCAGGAUAUCUGAUUUCUUAUUUCAUAUUCUCGAUCUUCGUCAUCCCGCAAGCUGUGGCCAAGAAUUUCGCAACACUGAUUGCGACUCGCUUCUUUGCGGGCUGCUGUGCCGGCAUUCUGCAGGAUGGAACUGAUGGUAUUGUCGCCGACUUGUUCCCCGAUCCUGUAAGACGAAGUCUUCCCAUCAGCUGCUACGUGUUUUCCCUCCUUGCCGGAGUCACAAUUGGACCAGUCAUUGGCGGUGCUAUCAACGAAAACUUGGAUUGGCGAUGGUUAUUCUACAGCCAACUCUGCAUCUACUUUGGCUCAAUGCCGAUGAUAUUUCUCGUCAUGAAAGAAACACGGGGCCCUGUCAUCCUGUUGAAGCGGGCUAGAAAGGUAUCUCAUCAACAAGUCAACGUCUCCGAAUUAGAGAAACAGCAACAUCAUAUCAGCAUCGUCCAGUUCUUCAGAGACAACGUGGUGCGCCCUGCCUAUAUGCUUGUCACGGAGCCGGUUGUCUUCUUCUUCACGCUCCUGACAGCACUCUCCUACGGCAUUGUCUUCGUCUCAUCGCAGAGUGUCACCCAAGUCUUCAUGGCACUGUACGGAUGGCCGGAGCACCAAACCGCCUACAUGCAAGCAGCGAUCGUGGUGGGCGAGUUCCUUGGCCUCCUCAUCUGCUUUUAUCAGAACUACCUGUUCGAGAGAGCGUUUCGGCCGGAAAGCCGCACACCCAGGUCCCGACUCCCGGAAGUCCGCCUGUACAUGAGCAUUCCUGGCUCUUUCAUCGGACUCGCUGGCGGACUCUUUUGGUACGGCUGGACAAGCUACAGCUCCCUGCAUUGGAUUCUGCCCACCAUCGGGCUGGCCCUGACUGGGAUAGGCAGCAUGGUGGUCAUGCAGGCUGUCAUGAUGUAUCUCACGGACGCUUAUGCGAAGUAUGCUGCGAGUGCCAGCGCUGCUGCUUGCGCAGGCGAAAACAUCUUCGCCGCCUUCCUGCCUUUGGCUGCUCAGUCAAUGUACACCAACCUGGGAUUCCAGUGGGCCAGCAGUGUGUUGGCAUUCAUUGCGCUCGCCUUGAGCUUUGCACCCAUAGUACUCAUAUUCUACGGCGAGACCAUCAGAAGAUGGAGUCCAUUCAUGUCCCAGGCCACAUAUGAAUGA